Penicillium pulvis is the source of this 1554-nucleotide messenger RNA. Its product is annotated as cytochrome P450. Lineage: Eukaryota; Fungi; Ascomycota; Eurotiomycetes; Eurotiales; Aspergillaceae. Bases 1 to 1554 code for a protein of 517 amino acids. The transcript is spliced from 4 exons. Gene Ontology annotation, molecular function: oxidoreductase activity, acting on paired donors, with incorporation or reduction of molecular oxygen; heme binding; monooxygenase activity. The record is from RefSeq and is a predicted model, not a curated record.
AUGGCCAUCGUAUCGACCCUGUUGGCCCUGCAGAAGCUAGUGAUCCACAACCCAGGGCAGUCCUUGGCGAUCACGGCUUUCUUCUUACCCUUCCUCUAUGUGAUCCUCAACGAGUUUAUUCGGGCAUCGGCCCGUGUCAAGGGCAUGAAAGGCCCCCGGGGUUUGCCGCUGAUUGGGAAUCUGGCUCAGAUUCGAGUUAAUGCGGCCGAGCAGUAUCGAAUUUGGUCCAAGAAAUUUGGUGCCGUUUAUCAGAUUCAGCUGGGGAACGUUCCAGUGGUCGUGGUGAACUCGGCUGCGUCUGCCAAGGUGAUCUUUGGCCAAAAUGCCCAGGCACUAAGCUCGCGGCCAGAGUUCUAUACUUUCCACAAGAUUGUCUCAAAUACUGCCGGUACCACCAUCGGAACUUCACCCUACAGUGACUCUCUGAAGCGCCGCCGUAAGGGUGCCGCCUCCGCCCUGAAUCGACCUUCGGUUGAUUCAUAUGUCUCCCAUCUGGAGGUCGAAUCAAAGGCCUUUGUCGAAGAAUUGUUCCGGUAUGGAAAGGGUGGUGCGACGCCGGUCGACCCCAUGCCCAUGAUUCAGCGCCUGAGUCUGAGUCUAGCCUUGACGCUCAACUGGGGAGUACGGGUGGCGUCGCAAGAGUCUGAACUGUUUGAUGAGAUCACCCAUGUGGAAGAAGAAAUCAGUAGAUUCCGAAGUACCACGGGAAAUUUGCAGGACUAUAUCCCUCUCCUCCGGUUGGACCCCUUUAGCAGAAAUUCGAAGAAGGCAGCAGAGAUGCGCAUUCGUCGAGACAAGUACCUGGGCUCCCUCAACCGAGACCUGGAUGAUCGGAUGGAAAAGGGUACCCACACGCCCUGCAUCCAGGCCAAUGUGAUCCUGGACAAAGAAGCCAAGUUGAACACGGAAGAACUCACCUCAAUCAGUCUCACCAUGCUCUCCGGGGGUCUGGAUACCGUCACCACCCUCGUCGCAUGGAGUAUUGGUCUGCUCUCCACACGCCCCGAUGUGCAGGACAAGGCCGCCAAAGCGAUCCAGGAGAUGUAUGGCCAGGAUGAGCCCAUGUGUUCGGCCGAUGAUGAUCAGAAGUGUACCUACGUUGCUGCGUUAGUUCGGGAGUGUCUCCGAUACUUCACAGUUCUUCGCCUGGCGCUGCCCCGAACGUCAAUCCGGGAGAUCACCUAUCAGGGAAUAGUGAUCCCCAAGGGCACCGUAUUCUUUCUGAAUGCCUGGGCCUGCAACAUGGAUCCCGAUGUGUGGACAGACCCGGAAGAGUUCCGACCGGAGCGGUGGUUGGAGCAGCCCGACGCGCCAAUGUUUACCUACGGCAUGGGCUACCGCAUGUGCGCCGGCUCCUUGUUGGCCAACCGAGAACUCUAUCUGGUCUUCAUGCGGACCCUGAACAGUUUCCGGAUUGAACCGCACGAUGACACUGACUGGCAUCCGGUCCGUGGGAACUCGGACCCCACCAGUCUGGUGGCCAUCCCCCAACGGUACAAGGUGCGGUUCGUGCCCAAAAACGUGACUGCCUUGGGCAAAGCGGUGGCGCACUGA